AUGCAUACGUGUACAGGUGUGAAUGCGUUUGUUGGCCCCGAAGGCUUGUGUGCAGUCGAAGCCAGGUUGGCAGCGGCAUGGAACAUUCCAAUGUUUUCUUUUAGAUGUAGAGAGUCGACGGUAUCGAAUAAGGAGGGUCUGUACCCGACGUUCGUGCGGACCAUCCCAUCGACAUCCAAAGUGUCAAAAUCUCUGAUCAGCAUCAUGAAACAUUUCAAGUGGGAGACGUUCCAGGCGAUCGUUGACAAAGACCCAAUAUGGGAGGAGGCUGCUGGCACCCUCAGACAACUGGCUGAAGUUCAUACGCUGAAGAUGAAUCCGGACGUAUCGAUAGAGCAAUCGAAAUUAACUGUCGAAAUCAUAGCUGAUAUUCUUGAUAAAACUUACAGGAGCACCCGAAUUUACGUCAUUCUUGGUGAAUACAAUGCCAUCAUCUUAUUUAUUUUCAUUAUAAACAACAAAAUAAUUAUUAAGAUGAUUAUGAACUUAUUUGACAAUAAUGACGAUGAUAAUAAUAAUAAAAAUAACAACAUACUGAUUUGUGAAAGAAUUUGCUACAAAAAACGAUCAGUCAAAGCAACAUGCACACGAACAAUCAAUCAAACAAAUGAAAAUUAUGAUGACAAAGUUUGGGAAGACGUUAUUCCGAUCUUUGCUUCCUACUUAUACGAUGCAGUUAAUUUGUACGCGCAGGCAUUUAAGAAUGCCCUAUCAAGAAACAUUGACCUCAAGGACGGCACUGCCAUCGUCCAGCUGAUCACUAAGAAAAUAUACAAAAGCAUUCAAGGAAACAGCAUGUUCAUAGACGCACACGGCAACGCUGAAGCCAACUACACGGUUCUUGCUCUCCUGCCAGACACGGAAGAUGACUACGAUGACAACGAUGAGGACAGGUACAAACUUCAAAUCGUCGGACACUUCAUCACGCAUGAGACUCAACUGCCGGAAUUCGAUCCGAUAGCAGAAAUUCCUUGGAUCGGUGGCAAGGUGCCAGUCAGUGAGCCGCAGUGUGGAUUUGAUGGGAGCAAGUGCCAGAUGCAGUCCCCCUGGUUCAUAGCUGUAAUCUGCAUAGUGGCGGCAUCUAUCAUCAUCAUUGCAUUCGUCUUUGCUUGCAGACACUACAUAUACGAACAAAAACUGGCCAGUCUAAUAUGGAAGAUUGAUUAUAAGGACCUCUUUAUUGUCAACAUGGAAAGCGAUAUUUCACUUUGUGAAAAAAAACUACCAUUUGGAUUGUUGGCAACACAACUGAAUGAAACAAAUGGAGAAAGUGGAUGGCUGCCAAAGUUCAAGGUUGUUCAAUACAAAAAACAAACAGUUGCCAUCAAAAUUCUGCCCAGGAGGCACACGGAAAUCAAUCGGUUAUCGAAGAAAGAGCUGCACCAAAUGAAGGAGUUGUCGCACGACAACAUCAAUCGCUUUAUAGGCGCAUGUAUCGAGCCUCUCUUUGUUGUCAUUGUCAUGCAUUAUUGCUCUAGAGGCAGUUUAAGGGAUAUAUUAUACAAUGAAGACAUACAUUUAGACGAUAUGCUGGUUGCUUCUCUAGUUUUUGACCUCAUCAAGGGGAUGAUGUACCUACAUGAUAGCAGCUUGAUAUACCAUGGUAGGUUGAGACCGUCAAAUUGUUUGGUGGAUAGCAGGUGGGUCCUUCAGGUUUCUGAUUUUGGCCUGAGCAUGUUCAGAGAUGACAAUGCAAACAACAGAAUGAUUGAUGCACAGACCGUUGCUAAAAUGUUGUGGCAAGCUCCUGAAAUUUUGCGGGCAGAGUGCAUCGGAAUUAAGGGGAGCCAGAAGGGGGAUGUUUAUUCAUUUGGAUUGAUUCUCUUUCAAAUUAUUUCAAAGAAGGACCCCUGGAGUCAUGUCAAAUAUAAUGAUUAUGAAGUCCUGAACACAAUUUUGAACCCGGUCGAUGGCGCUCACUUGAGGCCUGACACAUCUUCCCUCACCUGUCCAGAAUUUUUAAUAAAAUGUAUGCACGACUGUUGGAAUGAAGACGAAUACAUCAGACCAGAUUUUAAAAUGGUUAGGAGCCGAUUGAAACCUAUGCUGACUGGAUUGAGCACUAACAUAUUCGAUAACAUGUUGGCGAUCAUGGAGAAAUAUGCAAACCGCUUGGAAUCUCUGGUUGAAGAACGAACAGUUCAAUUAGCCGAAGAGAAAGUGAAGCUAGCUGAAGAGAAGAAAAAAACAGAAACCUUACUUCUCUCUAUGUUGCCGGUAUCAGUGGCGGAGCAAUUAAUAAAAGGUACUGAAGUUAUACCGGAGCAAUUUGAAUGUGUAACAAUCUAUUUUAGCGAUAUCGUCGCAUUCACCAAACUUUCCGCUGAAAGUACACCUAUGCAGGUUAUAGUUGACAUGCUGAACGAUUUAUACACAACAUUCGACACAAUCAUCGGCAACUACGACGUAUACAAAGUGGAAACCAUCGGCGAUGCGUACAUGGUGGCCAGCGGUCUCCCAAUCAGAAACUGCGACAGACACGCCGGAGAGAUCGCCUCAAUGUCCUUGCACCUCCUCAAAACCAUAUCAGACUUCCAAAUAAAACAUAAACCCGGUCACACAAUAAAACUCAGGAUUGGAAUCCACUCAGGACCUGUGGUUGCUGGCGUAGUCGGUCGGAAAAUGCCGCGCUAUUGUUUAUUUGGUGACACCGUCAACACAGCCUCAAGAUUAGAGACGACAGGAGAAGAAAUGAAGAUACAUUGCAGUGUUGACUGUAAAACGAUAUUAGAGAAGCUCGGUGGGUACAAGUUAGAAUUAAGAGGGAUGACAUCAUUGAAAGGACGAGGUGAAAUGAUAACAUAUUUUGUG
Messenger RNA from Helobdella robusta, 2811 nucleotides. RefSeq lists its product as hypothetical. The record is from RefSeq and is a predicted model, not a curated record. NCBI's taxonomy places the organism in Eukaryota, Metazoa, Annelida, Clitellata, Rhynchobdellida, Glossiphoniidae. The transcript has 24 exons. Gene Ontology annotation, molecular function: protein kinase activity; guanylate cyclase activity; peptide receptor activity. Gene Ontology annotation, biological process: protein phosphorylation; receptor guanylyl cyclase signaling pathway; intracellular signal transduction. The annotation marks the transcript as partial.